Molecule: messenger RNA, 1047 nt
Organism: Myxocyprinus asiaticus (Chinese sucker)
Lineage: Eukaryota; Metazoa; Chordata; Actinopteri; Cypriniformes; Catostomidae
Gene: chchd6b
Product: coiled-coil-helix-coiled-coil-helix domain containing 6b
Exons: 9
Coding region: 162-854 (230 amino acids)
Biological process (GO): inner mitochondrial membrane organization
Cellular component (GO): MICOS complex; mitochondrion
Source: RefSeq, a predicted model, not a curated record
GAUCACAUGACGCUUGAUGGAUUUAAUCGGGCGCUUGAUCAUUUUAUCCGCAUGGAGAGAGUGCGUCCUAACGCAGUGACCCUGAACUGAAUCAGGGUGAAUUUAUUCUGUUAUUUUACUGCUUUUGUUUUUAAAUAUAUUUACAGUAUAUAUCAGUAGUUAUGGGUGGAAGUGAAAGUAAGACCAGAUCAGUUUCAUAUGGACUGGAUGAAGAGGACAAUGUCACUGUUCUACAUGGAGUUAAGUUAUCAGGUGAUGUUCUUCAGCGAAUGCGGCAGCCUGGACCAUCUCCAGAGAAACCGGCAUCACCAAAACCAGACCCAGGGCCUCCCAGACCAUCUGCAGAAGAUAUGCAAGAGGAACUUAGAAGACGGUUCGAGCGUGAACAGGCUUUAGUCCAGGAAGAGUUAUCCCGAAUCGCCCGAAGAGAGAGAGAAGCUGCAGGAGAUGAUCUCAAUCCAGCAGUGCUCAGAGAAAGAUCCCAAAAACGUCAGGAACUGGAGAAAAAUCACAACCUGUCAGAUGAGUUAAACGUUCGGACUCGACAACUGAAGAGGAAAGAAGAUGAACUGAAACAUCUGGCAGAAUUUUACAAGGAGCAACUACAACUGAUGGAGAAGAAGAAUACAGACCACUAUCAACAGACUCUACAGAUGUACAAUGAAGAGGCGGUUAAAGCAGAGACCAAUAUCAAGCAUCAUCAUGUGACCCCCAUCUGUGUUGGGCUGCAGUUGCAGGUGUUGAACUGCUACAGAGAGAACAAACAUCAGACGCUGCAGUGCUCGCAACUCGCCAAAGACUAUAUGAACUGCAUCAACACAUCCAAGAAGAACUUGCUGGUGAACCACGGAUGAAGAUGAUGGUUAAUAUUGAAGAAGAGCAGAAGGGAGACAAAUUGCAUCCAUACAUCCAUAAUGUUUUCAGCACUCUCUCUCUCUCUCUCACUCUGGUGGAUGUACUGUAUGUCUGCACCAGGGUUGGGUUGUGUUGGUUUGUUGAUUAUAUUUCUUGAUUUACUGUGAGAAAAUAAAAUCUCUACAGUUGUGA